Linum trigynum is the source of this 956-nucleotide messenger RNA. NCBI's taxonomy places the organism in Eukaryota, Viridiplantae, Streptophyta, Magnoliopsida, Malpighiales, Linaceae. The record is from the annotation of a GenBank genome assembly.
AUGUAUGGCUUGCUCUUCUAGUUCACAAACAUCAUAGCAGAAAAUCUCUGUCCUCGGCCGAUCGAAACUACUGCAUCGUCCUCCAACGCCAGAAUGUCGAAAGUGUUCAGCUUGAAGUCGAGUAGCGAAUUCAUCGUACCCAUUGACGACAGAACUGUCGAAGUGUUCAGGUACGAGGAUGAUAUCAAGCUUAUCGGGUUGAAAUACUACUUCCGUAAUUCUUGGGAGUGGGACCCCCGAGUUUACGUUGGCCGGGGAAAAGAAUACGGGGCGAUAGAAGUCUUCGGCACCGUUAUUGCGGGAGGCGAAUUGGAGCAGCUAGCGAAGGAUCUGAAAGCAGUGGAAGAGGACCCAAAUCUUUAUACUUUUGUCAACCGUCUCGGCCUCUGCGUAAUCACUGAGAAGGACUACUCCUUUGACGUCAUCCUCAUCAACUAUCAUUUCUUCGGUUGGCCCAACUACGCCGUGGAGUCACCUCAAGGCAUUACCAUGUGGUGGGACAUUCCCGAUACGGACGAUGAACCGCUGAAGAUGGAUGUCCGAAGAAUGAUCAGUGAUUUGAUGGAAGCUAACGAGGAGCUGCGGCAUAGCUUGAAGGAGGCGAAUGUGGAACUGACGGCAUGCAAGAAGGAGUUGGAGGAGACGAAUUUGGAGCUGGCGGCAUGCAAGAAGGAGGCGGAGUGGAGCAAGAAGAUGGAGUCGCUUUUUAACAAGCUGGUGGAGAAGCCAAAGAGAAGGAGGUGGAAAUGGUGAACAUGUCAAUACAUUACCCGAUUUCCAUUACUACGUACGUCAAAAUUCCAAUCCCCCAAAUCAGGCUCUGGAAACACAGUUUGUUACGGCUCUUCAGUGACCAUGCAUUUUGGUUGUUACCAUCAAAUUAAAUGCAAAUGGAAUUACGAAGGGAUUUAACUAUCUUUUCCCCAUGCGUUCAUUAAUAUAAUGUGUCGUUCAAU